This is a messenger RNA of Colletes gigas, 6825 nucleotides long. It is a transcript of the gene Mcr, whose product is annotated as CD109 antigen. The record is from RefSeq and is a predicted model, not a curated record. Lineage: Eukaryota; Metazoa; Arthropoda; Insecta; Hymenoptera; Colletidae. The transcript is spliced from 5 exons. Gene Ontology annotation, cellular component: extracellular region. The coding region runs from base 166 to 5046 and encodes 1626 amino acids. Gene Ontology annotation, molecular function: protein binding; endopeptidase inhibitor activity.
AAAUCUAUUCAAAGGUGCAUUUAACGGGCCCAAAAGUUUAUUUUUAUUUUCUUACGGAACGUUCUAUUAACAGUUUUAAUGCACAGGUGUGAAUCAGUGGCGAUCGAUCGUGAUACGUGGAUUUGAUUGGGGGGAAAAAAAAAACAUAAUUAAUCCAGCGAGAAAAUGUGGCUCUGCAUUUUGGCGUUAACCUUUGCUUGCGGGAACGGUCAGUUCUCGCAAGAGCCAAACGAAUCGACGCGUUCCCCGUGGAAUCGAUUCGAUGACAGAGAACAAACUGGAUUCGGACCACGAAAUCUUGGAAAUCCAAGUGACAGUAUUAUAAUAAAAGAAGCUACAUAUUUUGUGGUCGCAUCCCGAAUGGUAAGACCUGGUAAAACCUACCGGGUGGCUGUAAAUGUCUUAUACAGCCCACUACCAAUGACAGUGCAUGCAUCCAUUCAAAGAAAUGGUGCAGAAAUUGCUGCCGACUAUCAAGAAGUGAAAGAAGGAAUACCGGAAACCCUACUGAUGAGGAUGCCAUCUACUUCAGUGGGAGGAGAAUAUAAGCUAAGGGUGGAAGGAAUGUACAACAGUUUAACCGGUGGUCAGGCAUUCGUAAAUGAGACCAAACUCACAUUCUCUCAAAGAUCAAUGACUAUUUUCAUUCAGUUGGACAAGCCUGUGUACAUGCAGGGAGAGACUGUACGAUUCAGGACUAUACCCAUAAAUACCGAACUUAAAGCGUUCAAUAAUCCUAUCGACGUAUACAUGUUAGAUCCACAUAGGAGAAUAAUGAGACGUUGGUUGAGUAGACAGAGUAACUUGGGUACAGUGUCCCUGUCGUAUCAGCUCUCGGAUCAGCCCGUUUACGGAGAGUGGAUUAUACAGGUAAUAGCGCAAGGUCAAGUGGAAGAAAAGGCGUUCGUGAUAGAGGAAUAUUAUCAGACACGCUUCGAAGUGAACGUUACGAUGCCUGCAUUUUUCUUCGAUAACGAUCCUUACAUAUACGGCACGGUUCAAGCAAAUUAUACCAGCGGUGCACCGGUCAGAGGGAACUUGACCUUGAAAGCGAGCUUCAGAUCCGUGGAUAAAACACGGGAAGAAGUUGCUUCCGAGUCAACCGAAAGGUAUUUCUACUUCGACGAAUAUUAUCCGUCUUGGUUGAAAAUACCAUCGCUUUACGAAGAUACAGUACCCGUUCUGAGAUUUUUCAACGGAACGUACCAUUUUCGAUACCCAAUGUCGGAGCUAUUGACCUUCGCACCUUCCGCGACCGGUGUGGAAAUUACCGUGGUCGCUACCGUUGGGGAAAGGUUUCUGGAAGAGGUAAUCACAGGAUAUUCGACGGCUCGUAUUUUUAAUUCAACAUCAAAGAUUCGAUUCUUAGGCGGUUCGCCGCAAAUCUUUAAACCGUCGAUGCCAUUUUCUAUAAAUUUAGUGGCAUCGUUUCACGACAAUUCCGCAUUAAGGCACACGCAACUGAGGGGAGCAACGGUGGAGAUCCGUGCAGACAUCGAAAUGAAAACAGGUGGUCGUAGAACCAUGGAGACUCGAUUUUUAAAGGUAUCCGCGGAUAACGCGGCUGUCUGGUCCACGAAGAUCGAUCUGAGGAGGCAAUUGGGGCUCGAACAGAAUACAGAUCAAGCCCAAUAUAUUUUGAACGAUAUAGCUUCUAUGAAAAUUUAUGCUUUUCUCACAGACGGAGAGGGAGCUAAGGCGCAAACCGAGCUGUUACUGUUAGCCCAUGAAUCCCCAAAUCAACAACAUAUCAAAAUUUCAACAUCCACGGAGAAGCCUAAAGUUGGAGAAUACAUGGUGUUCCACGUUCAAACAAACUUCUAUAUCGAUACGUUUAACUACAUUAUCAUGGCGAAGGGUAUCAUACUUUUAACCGGGCAGGACAACAUGCAACACAACAUAAAAACGUUUGCUGUUCCCCUCAGUGCAGAGAUGGCUCCUGUUUCAACUAUCAUGGUGUAUCAUAUCGGACAGUAUGCUAAUGUUGUAGCGGACUCGCUAACAUUUUCUGUGAAUGGUAUUUCACGUAAUAAUUUCACCGUGUACAUUAACGAUAAAAAAGCUAGAACAGGUGAGAAUGUUGAAGUAGCUAUUUACGGAGAGCCAGGAGCAUACGUUGCUCUGUCGGGUAUAGAUCGAUCCUUCUUCACUAUGCAAGCUGGAAACGAAAUAACGUACUCUAAUGUAAUUACGAAAAUGGCACAUUUCGACGAGGCAACAAACGGUACACAUUCUCAUACUUGGUUGUACCACGAUGGCGAUCCGGACGAAGUAGUCUACUAUCCGUCUUCAACGUUUGGCAUAGAUGCAAACAGAACUUUCGAAUAUAUUGGAUUAAUUGUUUUUACAGAUGCUUUUGUUUACCGAAGGCCAGAUAAUUGCAAUCAGACUCAAGGAUACGGUGAAUGCCUUUCCGGAAGGUGUUACAGAUUAGAGAAAAAAUGUGACGGGACAUUCGAUUGCGAGGAUGGCACGGACGAAGCGGUUUGCGAAUACAGAAAUAACACUGAAAUAGCGUUGUUCAGAAAGUGGAGGUCCAACAGAGUACAGAGACAAUACGAAAACGUUUGGUUAUGGAAAGACAUCAACAUUGGUCCUCACGGGAGGUACAUAUUUAAUAUAGACGUACCGCGGAGACCGGUUCAUUGGAUGGUGACUGCGUUCAGUAUGUCGCCUAGUAUGGGUUUUGGUAUGUUGCCAAAGGCGCUCGAAUAUAUGGGUGUCUUACCGUUUUAUAUAAACGUGGAGAUGCCUACUCAUAGUCGUCAAGGCGAGCAAAUCGGUAUCCGAGUUUCCAUUUUCAAUUACCUGUGCCACAACAUCGAGGCAAUAGUAGUCUUGGCUGGUUCUAACGAUUACAAAUUCGUUCACGUCGAGGAUAACGGCAUCGUGCAAUCGUACAAACCUCGUACGUCGUUUGGCGAACAUCAGUUUUUCAUUUGGAUACCUGCGCAGGAUGCUGCUAUCGUCUACUUGCCAAUUGUACCUGUCAGGCUCGGGGACAUCAAAGUACACAUUUACGCCACCACUGUAAUUGGAAGAGAUUCGGUUACCCGUAAUUUGCACGUAGAAGCUGAUGGUGUUCCACAGUAUCGACAUCAGUCUAUUCUACUUGAUCUGAGUAAUCGUGCUUACGUGUUCCAGUACAUGCAUGUUAACGUCACGGAAACUCCGAUCAUACCGUACAACGAAAAUCGCUAUUACGUGUUUGGAUCGAACAAGGCGGUGAUAAGCGUAGUCGGGGACGUCGUCGGUCCAAUAUUUCCUACGAUGCCCGUCAAUGCUACCAGUCUCAUAAAUCUUCCUAUGGAUUGUGCCGAACAAAACAUGUUCAGUUUCGCAGCCAACUUGUACACGAUACUGUACAUGCGUUUGGUGAACCAACGUAACCGAACACAGGAGAAGGAAAGCUUUUAUUACAUGAAUAUCGGCUACCAGCGACAACUGUCGUUCAUGAAUCCCGAUGGUUCCUUCAGUUUAUUCCGUAGCGACUGGAACCAGUCCGCGCCUAGCGUUUGGCUGACGGCGUAUUGCGCGCGCAUCUUGCAAGAAGCUCGUUUCUACGAAUGGGAGAAUUACUUGUACAUAGAUCCCGAGGUGAUAGCCCAGGCUGUGUCCUGGUUACUGAGACACCAAACGCCAGACGGAUCGUUUUACGAAGUCACGUGGCUGCCGGAUCGAAAAAUGAACAGCUCUCUGAAUUACGUGGAUGACAUAAUAGUACACAGAAACAUCAGCCUCACAGCUCAUGUUCUCAUCACGUUGCAAAGCGUAAAAGAUUUGCCCGAAGGUUUGGGAACCCAGGUCGCUGUAAGCGCUGCUCACGCGGUUAAAUGGUUGGAAAGAAAUUUGAAGCUUUUAGAAGAUCGCGGAAACCCGUAUGAAAUAUCAAUAGUAUCGUAUGCUCUGCUGUUGGCAAAAGCUUCUAUCGCUGGCCAGGCUUUCAAUAUCUUGGCCAGACACGCGCGCAGAGAAGGAGGUUUGACUUACUGGGGAAGGGAACAAGUGCCCCUUCCUCCUUACAAGCUUGAAAAUCAGAAACCGUUCCUUCUGCCGCGUUUACCGUACAGAUACGACUCCGAGAAUAUUGAAACCACCGCGUACGCGCUUCUGGUUCACGUUGCGCGACAGGAAACGAUGAUAGAACCUAUUGUAAAAUGGUUGAACGCGCAGAGACUAACUGACGGUGGUUGGGCUUCCACUCAAGACACUGCGUGGGCAUUGAAAGCUUUAAUGGAUUACACGGUUAGGUCCAGAAUCAGAGACGUUAGCUCUUUGACUGUGACCGUAGAAGCUACAGCACUCCCAGGACAAACUAAAACGUUGUAUGUUAACGAUAAUAAUCUGGCAAGGCUUCAAACGAUUGAGAUACCAGAAGCAUGGGGAACGGUCAAAGUACAAGCAAAAGGUGCUGGAUACGCGAUUCUGCAAAUGUCUGUACAAUACAACGUAGACAUUGCCAAGUUCCAAACCCAACCACCGGUCAAAGCCUUCGACUUGGUCACCAGAGCAAACUUCCAUGGCAGAAAUCAGUCUCACAUUUCAUAUCUCAGUUGUCAGAGAUGGAUGAAUAUAAAGGAGUCUUCGCGUUCUGGAAUGGCAGUGCUGGACGUAGCCAUACCAACGGGUUACAUAAUCCAACAGCAAACCUUGGAUAGGUAUAUUCUAUCGAGACAAGUGAGAAACCUUCAAAGGGCAAGGUUCCAAGAGAAGAAGAUUCUCUUUUACUUCGAUUAUCUAGAUCAAGAGGAAACAUGCGUGAACUUUACGAUAGAGAGAUGGUAUCCGGUUGCAAAUAUGUCACGGUACCAUCCUAUCAGAGUCUACGAUUAUUAUUCGCCAGAACGAUUCAACGAAACGAUAUUCGAUGCUCUCUCCACGUACACGUUGAACAUAUGCGAGGUCUGUGGCAGCUCUCAGUGUCCAUAUUGUCCGAUUUAUAAUAUUGCCACAAUGUUCGCCAUGCCAACAAGUCUCCUGAUCAUGGUUUCUCUUCUGGUUGUUGUGACGAGCUAUUUUCGAACACAAGAGUUUAGCGUUGGUUAGUCUCGACACGUAAUAUCGCGUACAAAUUUUCAAACGAAAGAGAGGAAACAACGCUUCUGUUUCAUGUUUUACGUUUUAUACAACAUUGCCAUGUUUUCUCUACUUACAUCAUUCCACAAUGCCGUCCGUAAAUUUAUUAAAGAGCACACAAGUAUUACUAUUACGACAGAAGAGUUACUUACUAAUUGCGGAUUAAAUAUUUUGGUGCAUAGCUGGAACAGUAUCUGCAUAUAAUACAGAUAGCAACACGAGUUUUCCAAUGUUCCAGCUAAUUUUACUUCGUACUUUGUUCUUUUUUGUAACGUUCUAUCGGCCUAGUUACGAUAUAAAUCCGUCCAUUUAUUAUUUGUUAUAAUGUAUAUCGAAAAUUUUAUAUUCAGCGCGUAUGUAUGUACAACUCGAGCGCAAUUUGAUGAGAUCUAUACGGUCCUAAAUGCAUAUUUUUUAUACGUCUUUUAAACUAAAGCGUCUGAUAUUUUAUGUAAUUUAAUGUUGUUAGUCGAUGAGGUAUCGAUUUGUUCAAUGUUUUUCACCGUUUAUGCAGUUACAGAAAUGUGUUCUAGGAGGCAAAGAAUCUCAAGUACAAAUGAAAUUUAGUCGAGGUCGAGUUUCGCGCAAUAAGCGUGUCACACCAAAAAGAAAAACUUUUUAUAGUUCUUCUUAGUAGUAAAGAAUGAAAAGAAUAUUUAAAGCAUCUAAAAAUAGAGUACACGGUAACUUGUAAUAGUUUCACUUCCAAGUACUGGUAAUGUUCUCAUUGGAAACAACAAUUUUUCUCAUUUUCUACUUCAACUAUAUCUAACGUAUACAACUUUACUUUUGUGAAGAUUUCUCUGCAACUUUUCUUAACAAUUUAUGAAAUUAUGUUCAAAUUCAUUCGACGCUAGAAAACAAUAGAAUGUUAUUCUUAUACGUUUUAUACAUAAAUUGUGCCUUGAUGACGUUUUUUGAACAAUUCGUGAAUCCAAGGAUUUCGAUUAGGAAAAGUUGCUGUUGGUUCUGGUUGGUAAUAUGUAAAUAGUAGGUUAGUACGAACUCUCGACAUUAAUGUCGUUUUAGCGCGAAAGUUACGAGGUAUUCGUCCAAAUGUGUUUGCCUCUACAAAGAGAAUCUCUAUUCUUUUGUAUAGUGUGAUUUGCCUGUUCGAACAUCAAAGAUCUAUUUUAGUAAAGUAGCAUUUAUUCUAAGAUUACAAUAUGAACUCUUAAGUAAGUUUUCUGGAAUGUUAUAUGACCGAUACUUUGAAAACGUGCGACAGAAUUUUAGAAACUGAGAUAUCGGUUGAUAUCUUUAUUAAAAAUUAAACUUAAUAUACUCAACAUUUGCGUUAAAUAUUGAAGUUUACUGGAGAUUUUUCAAAAGAAAUCUUGUCGCACAAACAGUAUCGUAGCGCAUAUAGCGUCAAUAUACCGUCCUUAAAGAAGUCUGCUUUGUACUAUUGUACUAUUAAUAAUAACACUUUUAACGUGUGGGCACGUACAGCAACGAUUUUUAAUAGAGAUCACGGUUUUAUACCUAUGUUUAACACGUUGACUGCAUAAAAGUUGAAACAAUUUUCGAUAUAACUAACUUGAGUUUGAAAAAUACAAGCACAUCUGCAAUUCCUUGUCAGAGUAGUCAACGUAUAUUUUAGAUACGCGUGAAACGGGGAUCUCUAAUUUUUCUAAUAAAAUAACAUAUCUACGUGCAUGUUAAAUUAUUGAUAAUCUUAAAUCUUGUAAAAAGCUGAUUCUCGCUCGUGCGAACCGCCCGAAAAUAUAUUUAAACUAUUAACGAGAG